Messenger RNA from Linum tenue, 846 nucleotides. Lineage: Eukaryota; Viridiplantae; Streptophyta; Magnoliopsida; Malpighiales; Linaceae. The record is from the annotation of a GenBank genome assembly.
CUCUGCCUUCAUAAUCAUAUUCCUCAUUUCCUCCCUCCAUUCCCCUGUUUCGCCACUGACUUCUUCCUCCUACUUUCAAAGUCUUCCCAAUAUGCAAUCGCCGGCAGCCUCUCGCCUUCUCUUCGCCUCCGUCGUGGCAUCUCUCUUGGCUCUUGCUUGUCAAGCUCACCGACGGGAAGACGGCAGCUCGCUCAUCACUCAACCGAUUCCAUCCAACCUCGACCUCAAGAUCCCUCCAUCAGAUUCAGCUCAUUUGGGCGCUGCUGCUAUACACCCGAGACGCGAGGAAAUUGAGAAGCGAAUCCAGGUGAAGAAAUCAGGGAUGAAGAUCGUCAGGAACCCUCCCGAUUCCAAGCUCGCCGACCUCGGCGUCCGCUCUUGGCCCAGGUGGGCGUUCGCUCCAAGCAAAUUCCCAUGGACAUAUUCCGCCAACGAGACAUCCUACAUUCUGGAGGGGAAGGCAAAGAUUUACCCAGAAGGGUCUGAUGAAGGCGUUGUGAUCUCUGCGGGUGACUUGGCUGAUUUCCCCAAAGGGAUGAGCUGCACCUGGGAGGUUUCUGCUCCAAUAUACAAGCACUACAAGUUCAAUGAUUAGCUCUCCUCUAAACUGUUUCGAGAGGCUAAACUCCCCAUGCUAUUCACUCUGCAGUUGUGUAGAAUAGAAACAUCUUUCAGAGUACUCUGUUCAAUGCACACAAUGUAAAAUAUGUAUAUCUGAUGGAUGAUCUUUGCUUCGGCCAAGUUUAUCUGAUCAGAACAAGGUUUUGGUGCUCAAUUUAGUCUCAGGUUGUACGAUCUCGUAUAAUCGACAUGUGGGAAGAGAAAGGAACAAACUUUAUAUUGGUU